Molecule: messenger RNA, 2307 nt
Organism: Symphalangus syndactylus (siamang)
Lineage: Eukaryota; Metazoa; Chordata; Mammalia; Primates; Hylobatidae
Gene: TMEM50A
Product: transmembrane protein 50A
Source: RefSeq, a predicted model, not a curated record
CCCCGUGUCCGCAUGCGCGGCUGAGCCGCGGGGGUGGUACUGCUGCAUCCGGGUGUCUGGAGGCCGGGGCCGUUUUGUUUUCUUGGCUGAAACCGGGGGAGUGAGGCGGGCAGGCGCGGCGCGACACCGGGCUCCGGAACCACUGCACGGCGGGGCUGGACUGACCUGAAAAAAAUGUCUGGAUUUCUAGAGGGCUUGAGAUGCUCAGAAUGCAUUGACUGGGGGGAAAAGCGCAAUACUAUUGCUUCCAUUGCUGCUGGUGUACUAUUUUUUACAGGCUGGUGGAUUAUCAUAGAUGCAGCUGUUAUUUAUCCCACCAUGAAAGAUUUCAACCACUCAUACCACGCCUGUGGUGUUAUAGCAACCAUAGCCUUCCUAAUGAUUAAUGCAGUAUCGAAUGGACAAGUCCGAGGUGAUAGUUACAGUGAAGGUUGUCUGGGUCAAACAGGUGCUCGCAUUUGGCUUUUCAUUGGUUUCAUGUUGGCCUUUGGAUCUCUGAUUGCAUCUAUGUGGAUUCUUUUUGGAGGUUAUGUUGCUAAAGAAAAAGACAUAGUAUACCCUGGAAUUGCUGUAUUUUUCCAGAAUGCCUUCAUCUUUUUUGGAGGGCUGGUUUUUAAGUUUGGCCGCACUGAAGACUUAUGGCAGUGAACACAUCUGAUUUCCCACAGCACAACAGCCCUGCAUGGGUUUGUUUGUUUUUUUACUGCUCACUCCCAACCUUUUGUAAUGCCAUUUUCUAAACUUAUUUCUGAGUGUAGUCUCAGCUUAAAGUUGUGUAAUACUAAAAUCACGAGAACACCCUAUUUAAACAACAACCAAAAAUCUAUUGUGGUAUGCACUUGAUUAACUUAUAAAAUGUUAAAGGAAACUUUCACAUGAAUAAUUUUUGUCAAAUUUUAUCAUGGUAUAAUUUGUAAAAAUAAAAAUAAAUUACAAAAGAAAUUAUGGAUUUGUCAAUAUAAGUAUUUGUCAUAUCUGAGGUCCAAAACCACAAUGAAAGUGCUCUGAAGAUUGAAUGUGUUUAUUCAAAUGUGGUCUCUUCUGUGUCAAAUGUUAAAUGAAAUAUAAACAUUUUUUAGUUUUUAAAAUAUUUCAUGGUCAAAGUUCUUCCUCACUAUAAUUGGUAUUUACUUUUACCAAAAAUUCUGUGAACAUGUAAUGUAACUGGCUUUUGAGGGUCUCCCAAGGGGUGAGUGGACGUGUUGGAAGAGAGAAGCACCAUGAUCCAGGCACCAGUCUCCCCGUGUCCCUUCCGUGUGAAGCUCUUCCGCUGUGCCUCUCAUUCCAAGGGCAGGAGGAUGUGACUCAGCCAUGACACGUGGUUCUGGUGGGACGCACAGUCACUCCACACCCACCAUUGAAGGAAAGAGGAAAAAAGGGUGCAGAGACUUGACACUCCAGUCUUACACAGGGGACAAUUUCUUUGUAGUUGUUCUGAUAAUAAACUGGGUUCCAUGUUUCAUUUCAUCUGUGUACUGAACCACUAGCCUAAUAGACCAGCACAGUCAACUAGAAUGACAAACAUUAGCUACUGGGAACUCUCGUUGUCUCUUCCUCUUCAGAACUCUUGUCCCCACAGGCUCCCCACCUCUGCAAGAUGGGAUACACUCUUCAGGACCACAGUUUGCAAUGUCUUUCAUAAAAUGUGCUACAGUUAGCCUUCGGAAUAUUUGCUGGGUGAUUUAAAUAUGUGGGUCUCAUUUCCAUGCUAGCCAUCGUCAUCUGACAGUCUCUAUGCUGUGAAUAUUGCCUGGUGAUCAAGACUCUUCUCAAAGAAAUGACUUGCUGUCAUCCCACAUGAACUCCUGAUGUUUUUUCUACAAAGGUCCAUAAAAUGUGAAAACUGGAGAAGAUCUUAGAGGUUGAAGUCCACCUUCUCUUUUCACAUAGGAGGGAACAGACCAUGGAAAUUUAAAUGACUUCCUCACGGUCACAGAACUAGUUUUUUAAUCCUCAGGCAGUGCAUCCCCCCACCCUACAACUGAGCACAACCUCUUACAGUGCAAUUCAUAAUAUGCUCAGGGAAUGCCAGCCACCUUGUGAAACUGCUGGGAUAAAAGCAUGAUUCCCACAAGGACUAAGUGUCAGUGAUUCGUAAUUUUCCUGUUUUGUAUUAUCUGCUUUGCUGAUGUAGAUAAGAGUUAACUGGGUAGCAAUGCUUUAUUAAGCAUGAGAAAGAAUCUUAAGAAUUGUCAAUAAAAUUAACCCAAAAUUUUAAUAAUGUGUCUGUAACCAAGAAAAUAUUGAUAGCAUCAUCCUAAUGAAACUAAACAUUUAUUUUAAACUUAUUAAAUUGACUCAAACUAA